GGCGCCAUAGGUAUCCUCCGCUUUGGACGAAGGACGAUUCUUCUGGCAGGCUUCGCUGGCAUGGCGUCUGCUUACCUGAUCUGGACUGUUCUUUCAUCCAUCAACCAGCAACGCAACUUUGAGGAUGGUAGCCUGGGCAUCGGAGUUGUCGCAAUGAUCUUCGUCUUCCAGCUCUUCUACAAUCUCAGUAUCGGCCCGGUCCUGCCCACAUACAUCCUCGAGACCAUGCCUUAUACACUUCGUGCCAAGGGCUACACCAUUGAGCAAAUCUUCACCUAUGGCACUGGUCUCUUCAACGGCUUCGCUAACCCUGUCGCUAUGGAAGCCCUCGAGUGGAAGUACUACAUUGUUUGGAUCGUCAUGCUCUGCGUCUGGCUGGUUCUCGUUUAUUUCUUGUUCCCCGAAACUGCUGGUCGAACCCUUGAGGAAGUCAGCCAGAUUUUCGAUGGAGACCACGUCAACGUCACUGCCACUGCUCACAUGAACGCUAAAGCAGGCCCGAGUGAGGAUGUCAUUGAGACUGUCUAA
This is a messenger RNA of Fusarium vanettenii 77-13-4, 528 nucleotides long. RefSeq lists its product as uncharacterized. Gene Ontology annotation, cellular component: membrane. Gene Ontology annotation, biological process: carbohydrate transport; transmembrane transport. The transcript has a single exon. Gene Ontology annotation, molecular function: carbohydrate:proton symporter activity. Lineage: Eukaryota; Fungi; Ascomycota; Sordariomycetes; Hypocreales; Nectriaceae. The annotation marks the transcript as partial. The record is from RefSeq and is a predicted model, not a curated record.